AUGAAAGCGGAGGAAUAUCAAGAACCUCCUGAGGAUGCAAAAUUAUUCGUUAAAAAUUUACCUUAUGAUGUAGAGAGUGAAGGGUUGGCUCAAUUUUACCAACAGGCUAGUGUUGUUGAGAUUGCUGAGGCUAUUUACAAUAGAGAGACUAAUAGGAGUCGUGGAUUUGGGUUUGUGACGAUAAGAAGUAUCGAAAAAGCUGAGAAAGUUGUAGUGUUGGUAAAUGUUAAGGAAACAAGUACCUUCAUUAACAGUAGAUUCAAGGUUCAUGGGAUGAGGUUUUUCCAGUGUCUCAACAGCAGGGAGACUGAUAGGAGUCGUGGAUUCAGGUUUAUGAUGAUGAGAACUGUCGAAGAAGCUGAGAAAGUUGUAGUGUUGUACAACCGUUAUGUGAAGUUAGCAGUGUGA
Capsicum annuum is the source of this 408-nucleotide messenger RNA. Its product is annotated as 28 kDa ribonucleoprotein, chloroplastic-like. Gene Ontology annotation, molecular function: mRNA binding. Lineage: Eukaryota; Viridiplantae; Streptophyta; Magnoliopsida; Solanales; Solanaceae. Gene Ontology annotation, cellular component: cytosol. The record is from RefSeq and is a predicted model, not a curated record. The transcript is spliced from 4 exons. Bases 1 to 408 code for a protein of 135 amino acids.